Molecule: messenger RNA, 1786 nt
Organism: Lindgomyces ingoldianus
Lineage: Eukaryota; Fungi; Ascomycota; Dothideomycetes; Pleosporales; Lindgomycetaceae
Product: acetyl-CoA synthetase-like protein
Exons: 3
Coding region: 116-1786 (556 amino acids)
Biological process (GO): secondary metabolic process
Molecular function (GO): CoA-ligase activity
Source: RefSeq, a predicted model, not a curated record
CCAAGCUUCACGCCUUCCGAUCGGCAGAGCUUGGGUAGCAUAUUCACUGCUGUCUUCAAUAUGCCUUCUCCCCUCUCCCAGUCCUCACCCUCACGUGUCUUGUCUAGCCGUCGCGAUGCCGUCACAGUCCCCAUUCCAGAUUAACAUUCCCGCAACCGACCUCCUGACUUACCUCUUCCCCUCCUCCCAGCCCGCAUCCGACGUGACAAUAUGGAUAGACGCCGAUGAUCCUUCCAAUGCCCUCUCCCCGCGGGACCUACUGCUAUGGGUGAAGAGAUUAGGCGCUGGACUGCAGGGUCUGGGUCUCAAGAAGCAGGAUGUGGUGCUCUUGUAUUCACACAACCACAUAUUUGUGCCUGUCGCAUAUUUAGGUAUUUCCGGAUGCGGGUGUAUAUUUAGCGGAUGCAAUCCGGCGUAUGGGGUGGAUGAGACAGUGUACCAGAUACAGAACACUGAAGCGAAGGCCAUCCUCGUUGAGCCGUCUCUCCUUCCAACACUGCUCAAGGCAGCUUCGAAGGUAAAAUUCCCCAAGGAUAGAAUAUAUCUUUUCUCCGACAAGGAAGCGGACACAUGGGAUCAUGGCGUACGCGAUUGGCGCUCAUUCCUACCGUCAGCCUCAGAAGCCCAUGCCUGGAAUUGGGUGUCACUAGAUGCACGCCAGUCGCGAACCACUAUCGCAGCACUCAAUUACAGCUCUGGCACCACAGGCCUGCCUAAGGGCGUCAUGAUUAGCCAUCAAAAUGUCAUUGCAAACGUGGAGCAGAGUAUCUAUAUGCGCAAUCUUGAGCAGCCGUACCAGCCCGAUUCUCGACCACAAGAACGCUGGCUAGGUUUCCUACCCCUGUAUCACGCGUACGGUCAACUUUGGUCUAUUGUCGCCGCGGCUCGCACACUGAGCCCAUGCUACUUCAUGCGCUCGUUCAACUAUGUCAAGUUCCUCGAGAAUAUCCAGAAGCACCGCGUCACUCAUAUUCAGACCGCACCCCCAGUCCUUGUCAUGCUCGCUAAGCGUCCAGAAACUAAAGAGUACGACCUUAGCUCCUUAAAAAACAUCCUCUGUGGCGCUGCACCCCUAUCAAAAGAACUGCAGAACGAAGUCUCCACAAAAUGCGAUCUGAAAGUUGUGCAAACGUGGGGCAUGACUGAAGUUACAUGCUCUUGCCUCCAUGUGCCUGGGGGAAGGGAUGACCGAAGCGGCAGUGUAGGCUACAUCGACCCGAAUGCAACUAUCAAGCUCAUUGAUGAUGAAGGGAAAGAAGUAAAUCCUGGUGAGAGGGGCGAGAUCCAUGUCAAGGGUCCGAAUGUGUGCUUGGGAUAUUGGCGGAAUGCCCAAGCAACACGAGAGUCCUUCGAUGAGGACGGCUUCUUAAAAACCGGCGAUAUCGCAAUCACAGACCGGAAUGGGUUGUAUUGGAUCGUUGACCGCAAGAAGGAAUUAAUCAAAGUCAAAGGAUUCCAAGUCGCACCGGCGGAACUAGAAGCUUUACUUCUAGAACACGAGCAUGUCGCAGAUGCCGCGGUCUGCGCCCUGCAACUUGAAUACGAAGAACUUCCUCGAGCAUAUAUUGUCCUCAAAUCCGAGCACAGAGAAGCAUCCACCGAGUGGGAUAUCGAGCGCUGGAUGAGCGAUCGUGUCGCAAAACACAAGCAACUAUCAGGCGGUGUCGUCUUCAUCCAAGAAGUCCCGAAAUCUCCGAGUGGGAAAAUCCAACGCAAAGUUCUACGCGAAUGGGCAAAAGAGGAUGCGCAAGGCUGGAACAAAAAGAAGGAAGGAGCGAAAUUAUAG